Messenger RNA from Pseudocercospora fijiensis CIRAD86, 990 nucleotides. RefSeq lists its product as uncharacterized. The coding region runs from base 93 to 911 and encodes 272 amino acids. The transcript has a single exon. The record is from RefSeq and is a predicted model, not a curated record. Gene Ontology annotation, molecular function: oxidoreductase activity, acting on NAD(P)H, oxygen as acceptor. Gene Ontology annotation, cellular component: intracellular anatomical structure. Lineage: Eukaryota; Fungi; Ascomycota; Dothideomycetes; Mycosphaerellales; Mycosphaerellaceae.
GAAUCUACCAUUUACACAACGAUCUGGUAGUUGGCCUCCCUCAGUUCUAGAAACCCUUCAACUCAGUCCCAUAUCUCCAUCAACCUACCACAAUGCCCCUCGCAAAGCCCUCAAACAUCAACACCCCCGUCCUCUCCCAAUUCAACCUCACCGGAAAAACCGCCGCAGUAACCGGCGGAGCGCGAGGAAUCGGCCUCGAAGUCGUCCGAGCCCUCGCAGAAGCCGGCGCCUCCGUCGCCUUAAUCUACACAGCCUCAAGUAACGCUGUAGAAACCGCAUCAAAAAUCUCUUCCGAAACCGGCCAAAAAGUCGUGGCCUACAAAUCCGAUGUUCGGGAUAAAGAUACCAUUACCGCAACGAUCAACCAAAUCGCCCAAGAUUUCGGGGGUGGUUUGGAUAUUUGUGUUGCGAAUGCGGGGAUUGCGAGCCAUUUUGAGGGGUUGGAGUAUACGGCUGAGCAAUGGAGGGAAAUCAUGAGGGUGAAUCUUGAUGGGGCGAUGUUUACUGCGCAAGCUGCGGGCAAGAUUUUUCAAACGCAAAAGCAAGGGGCCGGGUUCGGGGCGGGAUCGAUGAUUUUUACGGCUUCGGUUUCGGCGCUUUUGGUGAAUGUGCCGCAACGACAGGCUGCGUAUAAUGCUUCGAAGGCUGCGGUUGUGCAUUUGGCCAAGUGUCUCGCUGUGGAGUGGGUGGAUUUUGCGAGGGUGAAUUGUAUUAGUCCGGGUUUUAUUGAGACGGAGAUGUUGGCGGUGCAUCCGAAGGAGUGGAGGGAUCAUUGGAGUCUUUUGGUGCCAGCCGGGAGGAAUGCUGAGGCGGCGGAACUCAAGGGGGCGUAUGUUUUUCUUGCGUCGCAGGCUUCUUCGUAUAUGACUGGGGCGAAUAUUGUCAUUGAUGGGGGGUAUACACUUCCGUAGAAAGGGAGGUGAGAUGCUGAAGUUGUGGUUCUUUCGAUUCUGUCACACGUCAAUUUUAUGCGAGAAUGUGUACGCAUCG